AUGAAACUCAUCUCCCUCUGCCUCUCGACUCUCUUUGCUGCUGAUGCAUUGGCUUCGUCCUUUGCUCGCAGUUCUGUCAAACCAAAGUAUCGUCGCGGGUCGAGCAAUGUCGCGCGUCGCAGUACAUUGGCCAAGAGAGACGUGUCAACUCUUUGCUCUCCUACAGGGUCGAUCAAGCCGAAGUUCUUCAUCAUCAGCAUGGUUUGUCAAAUGACCACCGGCGAGGGCGAGAUCAACGCUGCCGGAUCAGUCAACGCUCUCUGGCUGUCCGGAUGCUUUGACUUGACAUCCACUUACUUCAUGAUCGCUGGUAUCUCUGGUGGAAAUCCUCACGUUGUUACCACCGGCUCAGUGACAUUCGCCAAGUACGCUGUGCAAGUCGGCUUGCAAGAAGAAUUCGAUCAAUCUCAGGUUCCUGCAAAUGAUACAUCCGGAUACUUCCCUCAAGGUGCCUACUACCCCGACGAGGCCAACCCAGUAGAUUACCCUGGCUCGAUCUACGGUACAGAAGUCUUUGAAGUCAAUGAGAACCUCCUUGACCGUGCCUCCUACCUCGCAUCCCUGGCCACUCUCAACGAUACCGAAGCUGCUGCCGCAUACCGUGCCACUUACGGCUACGCUCCUGCCAACCAUCCUCCCAGCGUUGUCAAGUGCGACAGUGCUACAUCUGAUCAGUACUGGUCUGGAUCUGUUCUUGGAUAUGCUUUCAGCAACUACACCGAGCUUAUGACCAAUGGAACUGGACUCUACUGUGGCACUCAACAGGAAGACAAUGCUACUCUCGAGUCUUUGAUUCGUGGUGCUAGCCUGAAGAAACUUGACUUCAGCCGAAUAAUCAUCAUGAGAACCAUCAGCGAUUUUGAUCGCGCUCCUCCCGGUGAGACUGAGGUCUAUCACCUACUUUACGCAGAUCAGGGAGGCUUUGAGAUUAGCAUCCAGAACAUUUACCUUGCAGGUAUCGAGGUCGUGAAGGAUGUCUUGAUGUACUGGAAUGGAACAUACGAGAGGGGCCUGAAGCCAGGAAACUACAUUGGAGACAUUUUCAACAGUCUUCCUGGCGACAUACCGCCCAACAUCGGCACCGCUUCCUACUAUAUCAACUGA
This is a messenger RNA of Aureobasidium musti, 1104 nucleotides long. The record is from the annotation of a GenBank genome assembly. Lineage: Eukaryota; Fungi; Ascomycota; Dothideomycetes; Dothideales; Saccotheciaceae.